AUGUCCUCUUCGCCCGAAAAUGCCGACGUCACCAUGCAGGACCCGAUGCCCGCGACUGUGCACACUCGGGCAUACCAGCAGGAACUUCUGGAGGAGAGUCUACAUCGCAACAUCGUGAUCGCUCUGGACACAGGCUCUGGCAAGACGCACAUCGCAGUGCUACGCAUGAAGCACGAGGCUGAACACGAGCCUCGCAAGGUGUCUUGGUUUAUUGCACCAACUGUUGCGCUUGUGGAGCAGCAGUACCAGGUCAUCAAGACCGCUAUACCGGUGUCGGUCGGUCAAGUCUCCGGUGCCUCAGAACCCAAUCAAUGGAAAGACGCACAUCUAUGGCGUCAGAUUCUGUCUUCACAUAGGAUCAUGGUUACUACUCCCCAAGUUCUACUCGACGCGCUACAUCACGGCUACGUCAUCAUGGGCCUCGACAUCGGGCUUAUAGUGUUCGAUGAGGCCCAUCACGCCAUCGGGAAACACCCGUACAACAUGAUCAUGAAAAAUCACUAUCAUGACCUCCCACGACGCGGUACAAUUCAAGAUCCGAAUUCACUCGUUCGACCGAUGGUACUCGGUUUGACUGCAAGCCCCACCUACGGAAGCAAUGUGGAAGCUGCGUUUCGAGAUCUAGAGAUGAAUUUGGAUUGCACCAUCCGGUCCACGCGUCAUAACCGCGGCGAGCUGGCUCAGUACGUGCACCGGCCGGAGUUCAAGCACUACACCUAUUUGUCGCCCGUGCAUACCUGGGACGGAUGCCCUUCCGUCAAUUAUCAAGCCUUGAAAGCCGUGAUCGAUACGCUCAACAUCGAAGAUGACCCGUACGUCAUAUCGCUGCGGAGUCGACUGACGAAGCUACAGCCCGGGGACGACCGCCGACGAAUCGACCAGCAGCUGUCAAAAGCCAUAGACAAAGAGGACACGUUCACUCACAAGGGGCUGCGGGACUUUGCUCGUGCGGCCGAAGACAUCUGCAUGGACCUAGGAACGUGGGCGGCGGACUGGUAUGUUGCCAAGGUCAUUGAACGCGCGAAGCUCGCUGCAAACCCGUACAACAACAUCAUGUCCAACUGGCAAGAGAAGGAGAAGCGUUACCUCCUCGGCAUUCUGAACCGCGUCGCGGUCGUCCGGCCGUCUUCCGACAUCGAAGUCAUCAUCAACGAGCUCACCCACAAGAUGCGAACCCUGGUUGACCACCUUGUGGAAGAAGAAACCAUCUUUCGCUCAGUAGACGAAGACUACAGCGGCAUCAUCUUCGUCACCCGCCGUGACACCGUCAUCGUCCUCGCCGAGCUCCUCCGUCGGAUUCCAGAAACCGAACAACUCUUCCGCGUGGGCUGUCUGCUUGGCUCGUCCAAUAGUUUCAAGCGCCAUUCGUUCCUGGAUAUCACGCGAAGCAUCAUCGAGGAAAGUCAGGCCGACAUUCUGCGGGACUUCAAGAUCGGCGACAAGAACCUGAUCGUGUCUACGUCCGUCGCUGAAGAAGGCAUCGACAUCCAAGCAUGCGGCAGUGUUGUUCGUUUCGACGUGCCACCCAACGUCGUUUCCUGGGCACAAAGCCGAGGUCGCGCGAGGCGCAGAAGGAGUAGUUUCGUCAUCUUGUUCGAGGAGCUAGGCCCCCAAGACGUGGUUAGAAAGUGGGAAGAUACGGAGAGGCAGCUUAUGGCGGCGUACAACGACCCAUCACGGGCCCUGGAGUCCGUAGAAGAAGAAGUGGAUGGGAUGGAUGGAUACCAGGACUUUGAGGUCGCUUCCACUGGAGCCCUUCUCACCAUCGACUCCGCAAUUCCCCAUUUGAAUCACUUCUGUGCCGUCAUUCCCGCCGGAGGUCAAGACAGCCACGUUCCUUUGUAUGAGCUUGAUCCUCCUGACUAUGUCGAGGGAUGGCACGCCCUUGCACCGAUGGAACGCCAGGUCGAUCCGUAUCUGGGGCCAUGGGGGGCCACGGUGAACCUUCCCAGGGCUCUCCCGGUGCACUUGCGCAAAUUCACCGUCGACCGAAUUUUUAGAACCAAACGUCGUGCACAGCAAAGCGUCGCGUUCAAGGCAUAUGUAGAGCUGUACCGUGCGGGGCUUAUCAACAACCACCUGCUGCCUCUAAGCAGUGUCAUCGAACCGGAGAAGGGGGACGACGUGAAGGCAAUGCUCGCGGAGGUCGCUAAGCGCGAAGGCUUGACGCGCGUCUCCACGCAGCUCGACCCUUGGCGGACAAAGGACUCCACCUCCUGGUUCGCGCAUCGACUAGCUGUCAAAAGCCUCCCAGAGUUGCAGAUUUUUACACGCGAGCCGUUGCCGACGUUCAUUCAGGAACACCUUCCAACAUUGUACAUCCCUGGACGCCGGGAGCUGUCGAUGUCGGUUGUCGCUGUGUCGAGUGAACCGGUCGCGGACGAAGACGUCAAACGCGCACGACAAUGGACGCAAAGGCUCUUCUCGCGAAUCUAUGGCUCUCGCAUGGAGCGCGACAAGGACGACUUCUCAUACCUCUUUCUUCCGGCUCCGAGUUGGCGCGAGGACGACUGGGACGAGCGCCGCUCUUGGCAGGAGGCACGCAUCGCGCACGGGGAGACGGCAUUCAACGAGACACGCGCGACGGCUAACGCCGCCGUGUUUGGAGCCACAUUCGGGCACCCUGACGGUCUGGGGCUUGUACGCGGGAUGAAGAAGUUCGACAAGCCGUUGCGACUGCUCCGGUGGCAGCACGAGCCGCUAUCGAUGGAAGAGGAGGAGCGACUGCGGGAGGAAUACACGGACAGUGACUUCAUCGUCCGGUACCCGCUCAUGGUUGUCCGCACGCUACCCAAGCGCCGCAACUUCCUCAUCCCUUUCCCACCAGAGAGCGUCGACAAGCGCAUCGACCGGCCGGCCGACGAGGUGCCGUUCCUGCUGGACCCAUACCAGACCCUGGUGGAGCUCGCGUCGCCCGAGGAGAUCCAUUACACGCUCCUCCUCCCGUCAAUCCUUCGCUGGCUGCAGAUGGCGCUGACGGUCAACGACAUGUGCCGCGAGCUCUUCGUGGACUCGCCAGUGGCCCAAACCCCACUCUCAUUGCUCACGACGGCGACUACCGCACCGGCAGCCCAGGAGCACUUCAACUACCAACGGCUCGAGACGCUCGGGGACACGGUGCUCAAGUUCGUGGUCAGCCAGCAACUAUAUGCGCAGUACCCCUUCUGGCACGAGGGCUACCUGAGCCGGAAGAAGGACCACACGGUCGCAAACUCGAGCCUCGCGCGCGCCGCGGUGAAGAGCGGGCUGUAUAAGUGGAUCGUCCGGGAUCGCUUCGUGCCGCGCAAGUGGAAGCCGCACUAUAUCUCAGACGCGGAGACCCCGCCGUUGAUCGAACCUGCCGAAACAGCAGAGCAGGUGCCGAUGGAACACGCCGAGGAGAGCAAGGGCAAGAAGAAGAGCAAGAAGAAGGCGGAGGACCUGUCGACGAAGAUGCUCGCGGACGUCGUCGAGUCGCUCAUCGGGGCCGCGUACAAGCACGGCGGGUUCGAUACUGCGAUAGAUUGCGUCGAGAAGUUCGACCUCGGGAUCACGUGGAAGAAGCUCCCGGCGCGGUUGGAGGAGAUGCACAAGGUGGACGACAUUGAGGACAUCCCCGAGCAGCUCGCGCUCGUCGAGCAGAUGAUCGGUUACAAGUUCCACCGCCGGACCUUCCUCGUCCAGGCCCUCACCCACGCGUCCUACCAGGGCGAGUCCGCGGCGAUGUCGCUCGAGCGGCUCGAGUUCCUCGGCGACUCCGCGCUCGAUAUGGUCGUCGUCGACUAUCUCUACCACGCCGCGGGCAAGAACUACUCGCCCGGGUACAUGCACAUCAAGAAGGAGGCGGUCGUCAACUCGCACAUCCUCGCCUACUUCUGUCUCAACACCUCGCUUGCCGUCGAGGCCUCGAUGCCGAUGUGGACGCCGACCGGGGGCCUGACGAGCGUCGACGACACGCAGCGGGUGUACCUCUGGCAGUGCCUCAUGCACUCGUCGCACCGCGUCCUCGAGGACCACAACGUGACCUUCCUCCGGUACCAGAAGCGCGGCGCGGCGAUCGCGCGUGCACUCGAGGAGGACGCGGUGUACCCGUGGGCGGCGCUCACGAGCCUACAGGCGCCCAAGUUCCUGAGCGACAUGGUCGAGAGCCUGCUCGGCGCGGUGUACAUCGACACCCACGGCGACCUCGAUGCCCGGGUCGUGCACGAGGACGUGGACUCGCUACACCCGGUGUCGCGGCUAGGGAUCUGGGCGGCGAAGCAGAAGCCGAGGAAGAAGGUGGAGUACGUGCUCGAGAAGGUGCGCGGCAAAGUGAGCUGCAGCGUGAAGGUCGACGGUGAGGAGGUCAUCCGGGAGGAGACGUCGUACCGCAGCAAGAUCAGCCAGGACGAGGUGCGGUUCCGGGCAGCGGAGCGGGCGAACGCGGUGGUGAACGCGCAGGACAUCACGGUUGACGACGCGUUCCUGAGCGACGACGACGACGACACGUUUGUCGUGCCGGAGAUGGACGUGGUGGAGGACGGCCUUGAAGAGGAUUAG
Messenger RNA from Epithele typhae, 4518 nucleotides. Its product is annotated as P-loop containing nucleoside triphosphate hydrolase protein. Gene Ontology annotation, biological process: siRNA processing. The transcript has 7 exons. Lineage: Eukaryota; Fungi; Basidiomycota; Agaricomycetes; Polyporales; Epitheliaceae. The record is from RefSeq and is a predicted model, not a curated record. Gene Ontology annotation, cellular component: nucleus; cytoplasm; RISC complex. The coding region runs from base 1 to 4518 and encodes 1505 amino acids. Gene Ontology annotation, molecular function: ribonuclease III activity; RNA binding; ATP binding.